Molecule: messenger RNA, 1738 nt
Organism: Amphiprion ocellaris (clown anemonefish)
Lineage: Eukaryota; Metazoa; Chordata; Actinopteri; Pomacentridae
Gene: mcur1
Product: mitochondrial calcium uniporter regulator 1
Exons: 9
Coding region: 125-1063 (312 amino acids)
Biological process (GO): calcium import into the mitochondrion; positive regulation of mitochondrial calcium ion concentration
Cellular component (GO): mitochondrion; mitochondrial inner membrane
Source: RefSeq, a predicted model, not a curated record
AGCGGGGCAAAAACUAGGGGAAAAGUGGCGACAGAGGGGCAGCAGGGACAGUUUAUCGUUUGAGGACCUUCGCGGGCGGAAGCAGAACGGUGACAGAAGUUUGUGCUGCGGAACACAAGCUUUAAUGACGGCGCUGAAACAGUGUCAGACGAGGCUCAGACUUCGAGGUUUUAACCAGACAGUGAAGUGGUAUGACGGAGCUUUGAAUAGAGACAGAGCCUGCAGCUUGGUGGAGGCUCCGUGGAGUGUUUGUUCAGCCAUGUCGAGGCUGACAGGUGUCCGGACAUCAGCCUGUUUCCACCGUCUUACCGCUCCAUCUUCUGGCAGCUUGGAGAAGCCGCCAUUGAGACGGAGACUGAAGGUUGUCACUGUUUCUGCUGCAGCACAGAGGACCGCCAGAGAUCUAAGGACCUCAGUCACAGCCCCCCAGUAUGAUCUGAAACCAGAUGUACCGAACUCUGAAGGCCGGAGGCUGUUUUUCGAUACACAUGCGGUGGUGCGACUGCUUGAGGAAAACGGUUUUACUACUCAGCAAGCUGAAGUGUUGGUUAAAGUACUGGUGACGAUGACAACCUCCAACAUGGAUGUCAUUUAUACUGACAUGGUAACCAAGGUGCAGCAGGAGAUCAUGUUGCAGCGUGUGAUGUCUCAAAUUGCAGCUGUAAAGAAGGACAUGAUCAUCCUUGAGAAGAGUGAGUUCUCUACUCUGCUGGCAGAGAAUGAGAAACUCAAGAUCCAGUUAUUACAGCUCAAGGUCCAACUGGCUGACGUCAUGAAUCAAGUGCGCUCGGACACUAUUUUGGAUAUGAAUUUGGAGAAAAGUCGUGUGAAAGAGCUGAAAGCAGAGCAUGAGAAGAAGCUUCUAGAAGCACGAACUGAGAUCAUGGAAAUGACUGCAGAACAGGAUCGCCAUCUGACUCAGACAAACAUGAAGAUAGACACUGAAGUGGCUGGUUUGAAAACUAUGUUAGAGUCUCACAAACUGGAUACUAUCAAGUACCUUGCAGGUUCAGUGUUCACCUGCCUCACUGUAGUGUUGGGUUUCUAUCGUAUUUGGAUGUAAACAGGACCUUGAAUGUUGACUAUGUGACCUAUGCUAACAUUUGAAGGUUCAAUGCAUCCUUCCAAAUCGAACAACAUUCAAAGACUAACUGUUUUUCGCUCUGACCUCACUUUGUUGGAUUAAUUUGCAUUUACUGGUGCGAUCAUAUUCUUUCCUCAGAAGAACAAACAAUGGAAGAACAGCUCUCCCACCUGUUCACUGGUGGACAUUUUGUCCCCUUGCACUGUUGUUUUUUUGUUUUUUUUUUGGUGGUCCAUUGCUAUUCCUGGGCUGCUGGAACAAAGCUGAUAAAUGCACUUAUUAAAAAUAUUGUAUGUUUUAUUCUGACUGAUGCCGUUUGAAAUUGAGGAUGAACUUUUUUAAUGCCAUGCAUUUUUGUUAUAUGCUUAUAUUUCAAGCUGUAGCUGCUGGAGAUAAAUUUGAAGGUGUUUCUGAAUGUUAAUAUCUCUGGUACACUUAUAUAACUAUUUAACUUGUGGUUUCAGAAAUGCUACAAGAUUGUUGGAUAUUAUUUAUUAUUUAAAUAAAGUUAAUUGUACAUAAAUGUAAACUUUGUGUGAACAAUUAGUUUUCAUUUGUGGAACUGUGUAAAGCUCAUGUUGAUUUAAUGUAUUAUGUUUGGGUUUUAAAAUAUAUUGACAAUCCUUAAGCAAUAAAGUGAUGAGAAACAAAUGA